UCCGCGCGCACCAGCUUCAUUUCACCGUUCACACCAGAUCCGCUUUCCGCAGACAACCUCACAGGAACGGAAGCCAACACCUUGCUCCCACAGAGGAGUCCAGCUGCUUACGAAUAACAGCCAAAAACCGCAAGCACGGCUCGCCACUGUACUUCACUGGUCUCGCGCCGCCAACCCAUGUGACUCCAGACGCUUGCCCGGGUUCCGAAACCACACGGACAUCACACACCUCACCGCGAGAACACCAACAAAACACCCAUCAAGGUGGAGACACGACAAACUGAAAAUAAUCGCUGGACAAAACCAAAUCGGGAUACACCGGCACAAACACGAUCUCCAACCAAAUCAGAACCGCCUUACCACCCUUUCCAGAAUGGAGAACGCUACCAACACACACACAACAUUUCUUUUUCUUUGCACAAACUUAUUAGCCUUAGUGAAAACAAGGCCUCAAAAAAUUGACGAGAAACUCGGAAUUGUUUCUCUCCACGGAAAUCUUUAGUAAAAGGCGAAAGAUUUAUGCGUUCUGAAGAGAAACCAGAGUAUGGCGUCAUAGCCUCGCACACAGUCCUCGGCUAACGCCAUCGAGCUGAUCAAGGACCUGGUCAACUACGACGUGUGCCCGGCGCUGCUCAAGGGUCUCAUGGCGCUGCUGAUACCGUCCUUCGAGGAGACCAGCAAACAGCAGUCCCAGAUCGUCAGCGACUCUUCGGUUCUGCAGCUCACCGCCCACCUGCCGUUGUUCUUGCAGCAGGCCGCGGCCGCCAAGGCCAUCGGGAUCCUGGCGCGAGGCAACACGAGCCUAGCCGAGGAGAUGCUGCCCCUGCGCGUGGUGCACAGCCUCAUGGCCGCCAUGGGCAACGUGGACCACAGCAACAGCCAGCGGCAGGCCAGCCUCACGCUAGAGUACUUUGUGCAGUUAUUCCCAGUGGUGGAGGAGCACGUGCGCAGGUCCAUGGGGGAGGAACUCUACAAGCUCUUCCGUAGCAACGCCGAGGACUUGUACGUGAAAAUAGAUAGCAUUCAGGAGGACAUCUUGGCGGCCAACAAAGUCAAUGUCACCAAAGAGCUGUAUCUCAGUGGCCUCUCCGACAGCACCAUGAGCUUUUACUUUGGCCAUUGUAAUCAGGGUCAGGUGGCCUACAUCACACACUUCCAGAAGGAGGCUGUGGAAGAAAAGGAGUAACAGAGCCUCCAAGGCAAGCCAGGAAGCCAAGGCUGUGUGGCAGGGAAGCCUGGCAGAAGGAAGGAGCCAGGGCCAAGCUCCGGUUGACUCCUCUUGGCCCUUGGUGGGAGGCUGGGGUUCUGCCCGCCAGAAGGGGAAAAGGAGAGCUGGCUGGGAAGGGUUCAAUAAACAAACAGUCUUGCUAUC
Messenger RNA from Eubalaena glacialis (North Atlantic right whale), 1372 nucleotides. Its product is annotated as armadillo-like helical domain containing protein 1. NCBI's taxonomy places the organism in Eukaryota, Metazoa, Chordata, Mammalia, Artiodactyla, Balaenidae. The transcript is spliced from 7 exons. Bases 644 to 1186 code for a protein of 180 amino acids. The record is from RefSeq and is a predicted model, not a curated record.